Molecule: messenger RNA, 1029 nt
Organism: Naumovozyma castellii
Lineage: Eukaryota; Fungi; Ascomycota; Saccharomycetes; Saccharomycetales; Saccharomycetaceae
Gene: AIM39
Product: Aim39p
Exons: 1
Coding region: 1-1029 (342 amino acids)
Source: RefSeq, a predicted model, not a curated record
AUGCUUUCACUAUAUCUAAAAGGAAGUUGCAAUCCCCGCUGGGUUUCGCAGUGCCUUUUAAGGACACAAUAUGUCGGUUUAUUCCGAUUAUCACAUAAGAUGGUUAUUCAACAAAGACAAUUCUCAAUAAAGUUUCCAUUCAGCAAAACUUCCCAAACUGAAGUUGUUGAUUCUAAACAUUUUUUUACGAAACAAGAUACAGAAGCCAACCAAAAUCAUGAAUUUACUACCAUAGGUGAAGCAAUCAGACAACAAAGAAACCGACGUCGAAGGCAAACAACGAUAAUAAUUCUUACUUUAGCUUCAAGUUUUCUAAUUGGAUAUGGACUAGGUUAUAAAGUACUCUAUUUAAGGGAAGAAAUAUUUUAUCCUUUGUAUCCUGCAUCUAAAUACCAUAAACUGAGCAGAACAGAAUUGCUAAAGAUAGAUACCCAACAAAUUGAAUACCUUUCCAGAAUUAGGGUAUUGGAAAAGCUUUCAAAGCAUGAAAUGGUGAAAGACCAGUACGGGGUACCGCUAAAACUGCCCAAUAAUAUCAAAGAAGAUGAAUUUAAGAUAUGGUGCGAAGACCAAGAUCCAUGUAUAUUUGGUGCUAUCAUCAGGCCAGAUUCUAAAAGAAAUAGACAACAAACCAGACAUACAUGGCAUAGGCUACCCUUUUUAUUCCAAUGGAGGUUUACCUAUAAAUCAAUUAGCUUCAUUGAAACCGUGAAUUCAGCUCUAAAAUAUAUUGGUAUGAAUAAAAAUGAUUUAUUUGAGAUUAUCGAACCUGAAAAAGUCUACGAUUCAUUUAAAUACGAAUAUCCAUUAAAAAAUGGUUCGAAUGAUGGUGAUUACAUCAGUGAUAGAUUUGGACAUAAUCACCCAAUGCAUCUUUGGUUUCUUGGUGAAAUCAAAUUAGAUAAUGAUUCACUAAUUGUAUAUAAGGGAAAGUACCAUGUGGAUGUGAAAUUGCAUGAAGUUGAUUUAUUAAGAAGAGAAGGCGAUCAGCUAAUCAGAUAUAUAUUAUAUAAGGAGGAUAAUGAGUAA